AUGCAAAAGGCUGAAAACUGGACCCUUUCGAACGAAUCUGUUGUAGAAAUCAAGAUGUCUGUUAGUGAAAGAGCAUUUAUGUUGCCCUAUCUAUCAACAAGAUUUAACAGAAGGCGACAGUGUUUCAUCCUCCAUGACGAUCGUUAUUGCGAGCCCAGCAUAUAUAGAAAUACCGUGAUAAGUCCUUUGCUGACUUGCCCACAAAUUCAAAUCAAAGACAAUGAUUUCGGAUCAAAAUUGGUCGAUAUUCAGACUGAUUACACAUUCUCUGGGUUGCCAAUUUAUCAGUCAAAGGAUGCUAACAUUGGAUACCGAAUUUGUGCAAAAGACUUGUCAAAAAUUAAAUUGACGAGCUUGAAAGAUGAUGACAGGUUUCUGUCUACAUUAACUUUGAUUUGUAUUUGUGUUUCGCUUGUAGCCCUUCUGCUGACUUUCUUUACGUACUGUCUAUUUCCAAGCAUUAGAACUCUUCCGGGAAUUAACAAUAUGAUUUUGGUUUUGUUUUUAUUUUUGGCACAAAUGUGUUUGAUUUUUCGUCCUCUGUCUUAUACAUCUGGUCUGGAAAUUGUCUCUGCUUUGUCACAUUUUUCAUGGCUGUUGGUAUUUUUUUGGCUGCAAAUCUGCUCUUUUCACAUGUUUCGUGUUUUCACUGCCAAGCAAAGAUGGGAUAAUUCUCCAACAUCUAUCAAGAAAACAGUCACAAAGUAUUUCUUGUAUGCUUUUGGUAGCGCAUCGAUUAUUGUUACUUUAAACAUUAUUAUCUCCCUCAUAUUAUCUAAUGGCAAAUAUACAGGCUAUGACAAGGCGUUAACGUUGAUGACACAUAAGACUGCUUUCAUUAUUACUCUUCUGGUUCCGUUAAUUUUUGUCUGCUUAACUAAUAUAUUUUUUUAUAUUUUGACGGCGUACAAAAUCUGCUCAUCUCCUGAUAUUGAAAGCAAAACAGGAAACAAGGUUCAGUUUUCUGUUUAUAUAAAGCUGUUUACAUUGACCGGCCUUUCUUGGAUGCUACAAAUAAUUGACGCUUUUAUAGAUGUUUCAGUGUUUUCGUAUUUUGUUGCAAUUUUGAACGGUUUGCAGGGGUUGUUAAUCUUUCUUAGCUGCGUCUGUAAUGAAAGGGUUUGGAAUUUGUACAAGAUAGCAUGGUGCAAAAAUAUAAAUUUCCGCAAACAUCCUUCCACAUUAGGUUCCCAAACACACAGGUCUUCAAAUUAA
Molecule: messenger RNA, 1215 nt
Organism: Saccostrea echinata
Lineage: Eukaryota; Metazoa; Mollusca; Bivalvia; Ostreida; Ostreidae
Product: probable G-protein coupled receptor Mth-like 4
Exons: 1
Coding region: 1-1215 (404 amino acids)
Biological process (GO): cell surface receptor signaling pathway; G protein-coupled receptor signaling pathway
Cellular component (GO): membrane
Molecular function (GO): G protein-coupled receptor activity
Source: RefSeq, a predicted model, not a curated record